Messenger RNA from Dendroctonus ponderosae (mountain pine beetle), 7713 nucleotides. It is a transcript of the gene Epg5, whose product is annotated as ectopic P granules protein 5 homolog. NCBI's taxonomy places the organism in Eukaryota, Metazoa, Arthropoda, Insecta, Coleoptera, Curculionidae. The record is from RefSeq and is a predicted model, not a curated record. The transcript has 35 exons. Gene Ontology annotation, biological process: autophagosome maturation. Gene Ontology annotation, cellular component: cytoplasm. Bases 206 to 7573 code for a protein of 2455 amino acids.
GCUGACAAUAUUUAUAUCUAUCAUUUGUUGACAUUGAUAUUGUUUACAAUCAAAUCUAAAUCGCAAUUUAUCCAAAUACUUUGUGUUGCUUCUAAACUAUUUUUAUUUAUUCUUUGAUUUUGCUCCGCUUUUGUCGCAUAUGAUAUUUCUGUGCUUACUAUGCAAAUCUGUUGUUAAAUUUCCAAGUGCAAAUAGAUAGCACGACAUGGAAGCUGUAGCUCGAAAACCCGAUAAGAGUCGCAUGCGGAAAACUAGACCCAGCGGUGUGGCCCAAGUGCAAACUACAUCGCAAGAUGAGUCUUGCAAUUCAUCUGAUAAAACUAGUACUGCAUCAAGCAACAUGUCCUCAGGGCAAAGCAUAGGCAAUAGUGUGAAGAGACUCGUUGCCGAAGAACCGUCAGAAAGUUUGGCUGAUGAAUUGGUAACUUCCAUUAAAAGCGAGGAGUUAAUUGUCGACCAAAUGAAAAGCAUGGAAAUCGAAUCACAUGCGACUACAGAGUCGAAUUCUACAAUCAGUGAAGAGUGGGAAAACGGCUCAACAGUAAAAUCGGAUCAGUCACAAGUUGGGCCUUUAGAAGCUCCCCUAAGCAAACGACAACAGGAAAAGUACAAUUUCGAAAAGUUUCUCAAUGCCAACAAGCAAAUUCUUAGCACAUUAGAAAGUAUCGACUCUAUUCCUUCUCGGCCUGCUACUGCAGCGCAAACUAACUUUAUACCAGAGCCUCAACAAUCAAUUGAGGAGGAAUUCAAUAUUAAACCGUAUACGGAGCAACAGCUCAAGUCGCUCUAUUGCAAUAGUGAGUUGGAUGUUUUAGAAGAAUUCACCAAAACCUACAUUGAUACGGAACUGAAGUCCAUACAUUUGAAGAAGCAUUAUCUGUAUGACUUGCUGGUGAAUUACUUGAAAGUGAGAGAGAAAAUUACUGGCAACCAUUUAGAGAUCGAGCAGCUUAGAAAAGAGUACCGCAAUUUGCAAAGUGAGCUUUGGACCAGCGAUACAGCCACUGUAAAAGCAGCAGGAACAUGCCAAGAUGGACGAGCCAUUACGACCACACAUCAGUACAAGAGAAGCCUAUUCCAUAGACCAAUUUUCGAAAAUAUUGUGGGCAUUUUAGGCAAAGUACAAAAGUUGGUGUAUGAAAAUCACGUUUUGUAUUCCUUUUCGGCCGAAGACUUCCGAUUGCAAAUUAUCGUGUACAUCGAUCAGGUGAUUACAAAUGUGGUUACAGUCACUAAUCUGGACGCUAGGGCUCCAGUGGCGUUAGACAUGAAAGAAUGUCUGCCGUAUAUAAAGGCCCACAUCAACGAAGUGCGGACUUCCAUAUCGAUUUUGUUCGCCUUUCAACGAAAGCUUAUUAAAGACAAAAUCUUCAUAGAGGACGCUCGAAACUGGCUCACUCAGUUGGUAGCUGUUUUAAUUCGAGUGGCAAACUAUCAGGAUCACCUAUUUCUCAUUCACCACAUCUUAAGAUGUCCAGCUGGAGUAAGUGCUUGGGCCACCACAUUCAUCCAGGUUCCGUUGCAUUUGCCAAUCGCCGAACCAUUUGCUAAUUAUGAAGUCAAUCAUCUCCUAUGUAUUCUAUCUGUAAUAUUAAGUCCGGUGAAAGAGAGAAAGGCGUUUCUUAAGGACAUCGCUCACUGCCAGAAUCAGGCCAGCGAAGCCAGUUGGGUGCUAGUGGAUUCUGAUGGAGAGGAAGACGAUGAAACCGGAAUUUCCCUACGAGAAAACGAUCUAGUGGCGAUUCUAAACCAGCUGCCGCUUGGUGACAUGUUCAGGUGUAUCUUGUUGAUAAGCAGAAGUGAUGACGUGGACCAAUAUAACAGCCAUUUAGUUAGCGAGCAUCAUAUCUUAAGGUAUUUUGCCUUUUCCUCGGCUCUUUUGCGGCUGAUUCACCAGGGUUUAGAUACUUACUGUCUGCCUAAGUAUAAUCAGUUUUCAAAGCGGUUGAGCCGCUUUAUAAGACACGUGAUCCAAUAUACUACAGACCAAUGGGAAAUAUUUCUUCAGAGGGAAUAUAUUCUAGACAGAGCGAUGCACCAAAGACUGCAAGCCGAGUACGAUGCCCUAUUUCUACGCGCCAUCUACUAUCUUUACUCUUCGCAAAAGCUCCGAGGAUGGCAGUUUCUUGCUGUAGUACCCUACAACGUAGUGUCUACCCGAACUUUGUGGAAAAUCUAUUACAUUUUGCACAUGCCCGAUGAAAAAGCCGACGACAUUAUCAACUUCUCAUUGGAAAGCGACUUUAAAAAGAUGGUUUGGGAGAAGGAUUUGCGGGACCAUUUCGAAGACAAGCUGACUAGCUUAGAUGACGCUGAAGUGUAUUAUUUGCUGAACACUUUCGCAAACAUGGCUUUGGCUAGAAGUGGCUCGGACGUGGAUUUUAUAUAUUCGUGUACCAUGGAUAUUUUGCAGGUGGGUUUUGUUUCCCAACUUACUCAGGAGUCCUGUUCAAAGUCGUCGAGAAUUUUACUAUCUCAUCUGCUGUCCAAGCAUCCAAGCUUAUUGUCGGCGAUCCUGAAAAAAGUUCAAGAAAAUGUAGACAAGAUAGGCAGUCUUGUUUUGUAUUUAUACGAAGACAUUCCAUUAUCCAUAUGGAACUUAGCUGAGGAGGAUUUCAGCAUAAUUGAACGGCUCUUAUUAAAUUACCCUGCUGGCAGCAACCAGACUAAGUUAGCUCGCAUGGUACUGUCGCGACUGAACUGGGACCUCCUUUCAUAUGAGAAACAUUGUGCCACUGCCAUUCUAGUUUUAAAAGCUGUUGAUCAAGAACCUUCCUAUUUACAAUGGGGGUGGCAAACGAUUCUACGUUUAAAGCUGCACAUCAGCGACCGCCACUUUGAAGAACUGGGGCGCGUUCAAGAAAUAGAAAGAUGCGACGUAUUACUGAAAGGAGUUCGAGACAAUCAACCGCUGGCUAGUUUUGUAGCAGUUCUAAUGACCACAUGGGGUCACCUAGUCCCUCUAAUCUGCAGCAACGGGUUGAAGCAACUGAUUGUGCUGCAGUCGCAUCAAAAACAUGAAGCGGUUUUAUUUGCUCUUUACCAAAUCGUGCCCAUUUUCAUUACAUGCCAGGAGUGUCUCAUCAACAGCAACACAUUUCAGGACAUUUUGGUCAAUCUAUUGAAUGCCGAUAGAGGCUAUAUAUCGUAUGCCAAAAGUUUCAUAGUCACUCAAAAUACGGUGCUGCAGCAGUUCGGAAACAUGGUUGAAACGCAGAUAGUUAAUUAUGCGGCGUAUGAUUUGCGAACUCCCAGGCUGCUGGUCCGUUUGUGGAUGAAUUCACUGGUGUCCAUUCCGAACUGGAGUAAAGAUAACGGCGUGUUAUAUUUGCUAGAUGUUAUAGUUAGAGGGACGUUUUUCUAUGAAAAUGGUUUGCAAGUUAUUUAUGAAAACCUCUGGGAUUUAUAUCAAACCACAACGCCACAAGAAUCAGCUUCACUAAUCAGCAGGUUCAAGUGGGCGUCAAGCGGUGGCAAGUCUGGAUACAGUUUGAUUCAGAACUCAUUGGCUCAAUAUCCAUGGCUGGCAUUCAUCUUUCUCGAGGUCGAGCACCAAGUCAAAGAAGUGAAGACUGCUCUAUGGAUGGAAGUUUUGAAAGAGCUCUCGGAACAAAAAGGAAAAAUUAGCGUGGAUAAUGCAAUCAAGAACGCCACUUCCACGCUGAAAAUAUCCACUUUCAGUUCGAGCUACCUUUCAAUCUACCGCUGGUCUCAACAGGCUCUAGACACUCCAUUGGAUCAUCCACUGUUGCCCCUAUUUUGGCAAAAGUUCUUCAUAUUAUUCUUAGAUCGACUGCCAGUAGCUGAUUCAACCGGCAAAAACUGCAUAGGAGAACGCUUUUUCGAUGGUAUGGUAAAUUUUGCCUUCUUAAAGCGGUUGAAGAGACGCCUACAAGAAAGUGUUGAUCAUUUUCGAAAUCAGAUCGAAGCUGCAAGUGACGUACCUGAUCCAGACCUAAAACAGUUUUACCAACUGCGAUAUCGCCUAUUUGAAGCAUUCCUUUUGUGGCUGGAAGAGCCCAGACUGCAGACAUCCAAUUUACUGUUGCAAAGUUUACCCGCUCAGUACGAUUCCAAGCGGUUGGCCUUGAUAAUCCACGAAAGUAGUAAAGUAGCCUGGUAUGAAUGUGUGAAUUACAAUCAAAUAUCAAGCGAUCAAUCUGGGGCUAUGAAGCAAUGGCGAAUUGCGAACUUUCGAGAGAAAUCCUCCUUUAACAGGCCGCUAUCCAAUCCUGGUCGAAGCAUUGAAAGCGUGGACCCUGCCGAAAGAAUAAUUCGCAGGUUGGGCUCCUACGACGUAGUAAAACCGGCACCCGAGCUUACGCGAAAAAGGGUAUUGGUGCCAGUGAUAGAUAUUUCCAACAAGGAAUCCAUGCUCAAGUCGCUUCAGCCAUGCUUCAAAACAUUGAGUCAGUUUGCCCAUAAUAAUGGGCGAAACCAAUCAGAACAAAAAGCUCUCGAUGGCGCCUACCAAGAGCUGAUACCGCAACUGUUUACUUCUGUAAUGAAGCGCGUUUGCAAACCGGUUCCUUGCAAAGGCAACAGGCAACAAGACUCAGCCAUUCUCUGCUCUGGACCUGCUAUGAUUGUUAUAGAAUUUCAGGAAGCCAAGCAAAAUGAGCGGGUCGAUCAUGAAAUAUUGGUUAAUAGGCAAGCUUACGAAUCGCUUCUUGAAAAGUCGUUGCAAAUGCCACCUGUUGCCUUAUAUACAGCUUCAGUAGCUAUUCAGCAGUGUAUCCGGCAAUUCGCUAACUCUACUUGUAGCGUUCUUCAAGAACGUGUGAAAACCAACCCAGAACUGGCCGAAUUAGGAGUGGAACUUUUUUAUCAUUUGUUGGCGUUCCUACAAGAUGACAUCGUUCUAUAUUUACCAGCCAGGUCCUUAUUUGUGAGUUGCAUUGAGAAACUGGGACAAUCGCAUAUUUGCGGCGUUGAAAGUGAAAUGCCAAGACUGCUUCAGUUGAUUUUAAAGGAGCCCAGUCUAGGGGAAUAUCUUGCGCCCUAUUUCUUGCCGAAGAAUUGCGACAGCGCAAAUAUUCUGCUGAUGUAUUCCACUAUAAUUCAUCAAAUGUCUAAGAAGUACGAUGUUGUUUUCGCGCUCAUUUCAAAGUUUGAUGUGGAAUCGUGGCUGAACCAAAAAACCCCUAAUUUGAGCCAAAGAACUCAGUUUAUCGGUAAUAUCAUUCAGGCCCUCUCUAUUCUGGGAUACGAUCCGCCAGUUGAUACGCUUACGCUUCAUGGGUUGUACCGGAAACAUUUAGUCACGGUGUUUGAAUUUGAGUUUCCGGAACAUUAUGGGGAAAUUAUCAUAGAACUGUUAAAAAGCAGUAAUGGCACUCCAGAAAAUAAUCUAAUUGCUGAAUCCGUGUGGAUCGACAUUCUUAAUUCUCUGGCAAAGCCGUCGAGAAUAUCUCCGAAGGCUCCUCUCAGAGAACAGCUGAGACAGUACUCACAGUACCAAAAAGUUUUAUCUCAUCAAGAACUUCUGGAAACUUGCUCACUGUUUUCGCGGCAUUUCACUGAGGAAAGACUAAGUUAUGGACUGUAUGGCUUAUUCCCGAAGUGUCGAAAGUAUGUCGAUAUAUUCGCUCUCAUGUUAGGCAUGGCUGGACAUGGAUUAAUUGUUAGCAUGUUGAACACUCACCAGGGAUUAUUAGGCGACAAAUUGAGCGAGCAAAUUUGGCCGUAUAUCAGAGACAUGUUUGCGCCAUGGUUAAUCCCAUAUUCCGUCAAUAGUCUAAAAGAUAAUAUGGCCAAUUGGAUUCAACAGUUGGCCGACGAUCGAUCAGUGCUUCUUCCAUGGAUUCCAGCCGACCGAGAAUCUGCUGAAAAGAUGUUGCGAUGCUUUUGUGAAUGUAUUCACUUUCUCCUGGAUGCUUUACCAGCGUCCUUCAACAUUCUAAGUUACGUCUUCCAGUGGUAUGCUUCUUCAUUUGCGCACACAUCGGUAAAAGAAUACAUCUUAAUUCCGGUCCACAAUGCGUUUAUAGCAUUUCCCUGGAACAAAUUCUGGCCAUCCAUGAUCGAUUUGGAAUUUAUGUUGCGGGUCAUUGACCAAUACUUGCCCGAAUGCCAUUCUUUCUUGGGGUACAUUUUUAUGUCGAUUCCAUGGGUCAAUUGGAUGAACAGCUUUGCAGACGCUCCUGCUCAAAUAAAAAACCGAGUUUACUAUUGUUUCUUGAGCCUAUUGGUCAAAUUGUCCGUGGAGCCGAAGGUGCGAAUGGACCAUUUGGUGAAGGUUAGGGCGAUCUUGAUUCAGGCGGAGAAUUUCGACUGGGCCCAUUUGGAGCCAGUCGGGUUUCAGCAUAUAAUGGACUGGGUUGUGAUGUCGUGCAAUACUAACGUUAUUUUCAAAAAUGACGUUCUUGAUUUAGACUACAGGCUUCUUUGCCUGCUCAAGCUAGUUUCGGGUUAUAAUAAGAGCUGGCCUGAUUUAUCUAUGGAGCUGAGGAGCAAAAGACAGAUAUAUGUCCGAGCCCACACAAAAUUGCUUUCGGUGCACAUAAGCAGAAACAAGAGUUUACAUAACAUAAGGGAAGACAAUGUGCGAGUGAUAAUAAAUGGUUACUUGAACGAUUUGGACUGUGUAGUCACAGCCGCAGAUGAAAUGGAACUGCUUCUAAAGGAAAUAUUAUCUGCUGUAAAUAUUUCGGAAAUUUCCGAAAUCGUACUGAAUGUUCUUAUCAGAUGGGUGGAAAACAAAACCAGCGAAAUUACUAUUAAAGCGUUCUUGAAAACUAUGGGCACGACUAUAACUGAUUACAAGCAUUUAGGUACCUUGUAUGAGGCAACAUUAACUAGUUAUUUUAAUACUAAUGUUAUUGGAGGCAAUUCCGAGGAGCCGCCAACAUGGAGAAAAGUGAGCACAAUUGUGAAUAUUUGUCCCGCAAAACCUGUGGAUUUUGAGCAAGCAUUACUGGUCGAAGGAUUUAUACUUACCCUAAACGUGGUAUUGCUACAAAGGGUCUAUAAAAACGCAGAUCUAGAGAAUUUGCUCAAUCAUUGCCUGGGUUGGUUGGAGAGGAUCAAGCUGCGCCAUGACUUAGAGUCCAAAAUGCCACUUCUUUGGUUUGCCGUUGUAAAUCUUGCUUUGCACCAUUGUGUAAAAGAUGAAGGUGCCACUGGUGGGCUGUUGCGAAGAUUCUGCCGCAUUCUGUUGCGGAUAGCUGAAGAGGCUAGUCCGAACAACUGGGGCAGAGGGUUACUGACCGCAAUCGGGUUAAGCAAGACUGAGGCAAUAAGUCUGAAUUUUAGAUUUAUUUGUCGUGCAAUGGCGGGCUAUGUCCUGGCGCAGUUGCCGGAUAUCAAAGGUAGCUCGCAAAAGGUUCGCCUAGCGGCAAAUGCGGCCUGUGCUAUUGGGACACCCGGUGGAAACACCGAGUGUCCGAAGGUUCUAUUGGGACUGGAUUUUGGACAAUCUCAAGGAAAAAUUAAAGAUUGUGCGGAAGUUGCAUUAGCCAAGAUUCAGGAUCCAUGUAAUUCCAUGCACAACGCAAACUCCUUUCUUAAAAUGCUGUUGAAGCAAUUUUAUAUUAAGCCUUAUCUUAAAGGGCUUGACAACUACGAGCUCUGAUGCGGGAAUAAAUACUAUUAGUUUUAAUAUAGAAAUACCAAAUUUUUGUGUAAGACUACGUUUAUAGAGGGUGAUAAGGAUGAUGAUCUACUGCUGUGAUCUGUUUCAAACAGUUUAUUAUUAAAGUAGAUUUUAUGCAA